Messenger RNA from Oppiella nova, 219 nucleotides. Lineage: Eukaryota; Metazoa; Arthropoda; Arachnida; Sarcoptiformes; Oppiidae. The record is from the annotation of a GenBank genome assembly.
AUGCCUAUAGAUGUAAAACAUUACUCGGGCAAUAGACCAAUAUUGGACAUAAGUGACCCAGAUCUAGUCAAAUCAAUAUUGGUUACCGACUUUCAUGUAUUCUCCCAGCGCUCAGACAAUCGGGAUGCCGUCCAAUACGUGCAGUCAAUGCUUAUGCUAUUUCACAACCAACCCAAUUGGCGCACCGUUAGGUCGAUGUACGCACCCAUGUAUAGCACC